Molecule: messenger RNA, 1426 nt
Organism: Plasmodium vivax (malaria parasite P. vivax)
Lineage: Eukaryota; Apicomplexa; Aconoidasida; Haemosporida; Plasmodiidae
Exons: 1
Coding region: 323-1426 (367 amino acids)
Source: RefSeq, a predicted model, not a curated record
GCGUGUUUCUCCGAGCGUGGUCCCCCAAGCUGCGCACGAUUGAGCAAUGCGCUGGUAGGCGUAGGCACGGUAGAAAAACCCAUCAUGGAAGGAAAAAAAAACAAAAAAUAAUUCAAAGGAAUUAGAGGAAGCAAUCAGAGGAAGCAAUAAAGGAACCAAUUAGAGGAAGUAAAUAGAGGAACCCCGAACUUGAAACCCCAAACCUGGCGCACCGCCCUUGAAACCCCAAACCUGGCGCACCGCCCUUGAAACCCCGAACCUGGCGCACCGCACUUGAAACCCGAACCUGGCGCACCGCUCAGAAUCACCAUGACAGAGCAAAAUGAACGACUGGGAAGAGCGCGAAGAGAAGCCCCCCGCCGAGCUGCAAAGAAACGUGCGCAACGCCCUAGUUGUGUUCGGACUCGUCGCAGAAAUGAUCCUCGUGGACAACCACCUCCUGGAGUCGGUUAGCAUAAAUGACAUCUACAAAAGUGUGUACUGCGUGCUCAGGGGGAGGUAUGAAUCGAUACUGGAGGCUCUUUCGCCUGUUGAAGGGCGCAGCGAUUACGUCACCCCAGGGGGGAGUUCGCCCGAGGGGAAGGUACGGAAGCCCCUUCUAAAGGAGGGAAAGCCGGAGAAGCAGGUAAGCAGGCCAAAGCACACCAAAGGUGAGGAGACCAACCCAGCAGAGGAACCACGCCAACUGGCCGAACAGAUCAAAUUAAAAUUUUCGCAAAUAUUUCAAAGGCUCCCCAAGAAGAAGACAAAACUGCCCUGCACCGACCAACUCAGCAGCAUCAAGUAUGCCAUAGCAGGGUGCAUAUACAUGCAUGGGAAGAUAUGGAGCAAAAAUGUGUCCCUAAGAAAUGUGUUGAACGCAAUUGAUUUUAACCUAUUUUUGUUAAACAACGGGUUCUACACAGUUAAAUGUGGUACAUCUAAAAAAGAUGCAGAACAGCUGUCCAACAGUGUCAACCAAUUUGGACCCACUAGCAAGGAAGACAUCUAUUAUGAGAAGGAACAAAGUCUGAAGAUGGAGAAGGUAACUCUACGUGCCUUAUCCUUUAACCUCACGAGCAGCAUGUCAAAAUAUGCCCUACUAUACGAAUUGAUGUUUAUUACUAGAUCACCCUACAUUGUGAAUAAGUUCCUCAUUUCCGUUUUGAAUGAUGUCGUUUGCAUCCCAGAUGUAGAGGGCAGAUUUGAUGACACCUCCAUUGUCAUUUCGUGCAUGUUAUUUGUUAAUCAUUUUUUUUACCACAUCAAUCGGCACGAUCAGAUGGGUUCCCUCCAUUUGGGACUAGUAAAAAAAAUGUACCUUUCUCAAGUGGAAAAAAUUGUUAAUAUAUUUUUCCUCCUGAAUAAGGUGAACCCGAAAGCGGGUAUGAAGGAUGUCAUUUUGCUUACGAAGGAGAUCGUUUACUUGUAUUCUGUGACGUAUUGA